GUACCCUGAAAGUCUCUUUUUAUACUCCUCCAUAUAUUGACACACUGCGUUUCACCGAGAAAAAGGAGAUUAUCAUUAACAGCCUUUUCCUUUGCAUUGAAGUUCUAUCUUUUUCCGAAUUCUUCCAAAUUUAACCAGAAAAAGAUCCAACUUUUUCUUUCCUCAUAGGACUCUCAUUUCUCAGACGCACAUAGGAGGAAUUGGGUUUCGUUUUCGUUAAUUUUUUUUUUUUUUUUUCCAUUCCAAAUAAUUUCGAGAACUAAAACGAAAAAGAAAAAACCUGAAAAAAAAAAAAAAAAGAAAAAGAAGAAAAAAGGAAAAACCAGUUACCGAAAACUUCAAUUUUUUUUAUUUGUUUUUUGCCCACCAGCAAUUCUUUAUGAUUCUUCCUUUUCAUCUGAACAGUGAUAAUCUGAUCAAGAUUUUGAUUCCAAUCCAAAAUUGGCCGUUUAUUUUCACAAAGGCAUCUUUGAUUUGGCUAUUAAUCUUCUCAGAAUUUCUCUCUCUUUCUUGCUUUUCUUUUUCUUCAACCGCUACUGCUACUGAACCGAUUGAUAACUCCAUCACCAUGAAGGUCCAUCCCAUGCCCAAGAAGCGAAACAUCGCUAUCCAAUACGACAGGAAUUCAAGAAACCCCAUAUCCCAAGCUCAAGCUCUUCUCGGUCUCAACCACAAGAAGCUUCGCCGUUUGCCACACGUGUUCAGCCGUGUUCUGGAGCUACCUUUCCGUUCUGAUGCCGAUGUUUCCGUGGAAGAGAGCGCCGAUUGUUUCCGAUUCAUAGCCGAGACCGACAAUAUCGGCGGCGGUGUGAGAGCCCACAUGGUGGAAAUCCAUCCUGGGGUUACAAAGAUUGUGGUUAGGGAAAGUGGUUCUGCGGAAUUGACGCUGGAUGAGCUAGAGCUUGAUAUGUGGAGGUUCCGGUUGCCUGAAUCUACGCGACCGGAGCUCGCCAGUGCAGUUUUGGUCGACGGCGAGCUUAUUGUGACGGUGCCAAAGGAGGAAAGGAUCGUGAACUCCGACCGUCGUGGUGGUGGUGGCGAUGGUGGUGGAGGAGACGUUUGGGAUGGUGGGAGUGGGAAUGGGAAUUUCAGAGGAGGCAUGGGAGGCCGGCUUGUGCUUGUGUAGCAGCUGAUGUGAAAAUUCACUUUUAUAAACGAAAGUGGAGUCUAUUCAACACAUUAUAGACUUCUAAUUCAAGCAAUUCAAGCAACAUUUUGUGAUUGGGUGGACUCGGGGCAUCUUAAUUAAGGUGCUAAUGCUACUACGACAAGAUGCUUUAUUCUAUUGAAGAAGACUGCUGUCAUUUUCUUUGCUCUUCUUUGGGUCCACGGGUGAGAAUGAAGUAAGUUUCGUGAGUUUUUUGGUCAUUAUAUGUAAAAGAAUUUUGUGUUAUGGAAUAACAUACAAACAUGUACAUCGUGUAAAUAGUGGGAUGACAUAGAAAGUGGACAAGGAUUUUAUGCUGGGUUUCCAUUAUUGGAUCUCUAGGAAAGAAAUUGCAACUAAGAAAAGAAAAUUUAUUCCCAGUCUGUGGUCAAAAUUGAAUUUCUAUUUUCAUUCUUGCCCCUUUGGAUGGAAAAGUGCUAAAACUAUUUUCUCUCUUUCUCUCUCUCUUUUUUUUUUUUAUAACUAAAAAUUACUUCUCCAAUACGAUAAGUUGUAGACUUCUACAAAUGAAAUGGAAGAUAAAUUGACCAAAUAAAUAUCGACAUUUUGGUGCAAGAUAGCCUUGUGGAGGCGUUUUUAACAUUAUAAAACUGUCCAAACGUGAUUUUUCAGGGUAAAAAUAUAACCCAAGUAUAACAUAAUAAAGCAACAUAUGUGUAUCAAUAGCAACAUGUCGUUUCUCUGCAAAGAUUUACUUGAGCUUUUUUUUCGUGGAUGCAAAGAUUUGCUUAGUCACCACCAAACUGGGAAAAAGUCCAACUGAAAUAGACUACGCAUACAUUCAAACAACAUUGAGUAAUUUUCCUAAUUUUCCAAACUCACCCAUAUCCGUUGAUUUUCCAUUCAUACCCAUUGAUUUGCAGAGUAUUUCUACAUCCUCGUCGCUGUCAAUUGCGAAUGGCUUUUGAUAUAAUAUUCGAUCCACUCUGUUUCCAACUAAAAAAAGAAAAAAAAAAAAGAAAA
Messenger RNA from Ziziphus jujuba (common jujube), 2131 nucleotides. RefSeq lists its product as uncharacterized. The coding region runs from base 380 to 1126 and encodes 248 amino acids. The record is from RefSeq and is a predicted model, not a curated record. NCBI's taxonomy places the organism in Eukaryota, Viridiplantae, Streptophyta, Magnoliopsida, Rosales, Rhamnaceae. The transcript has 2 exons.